Molecule: messenger RNA, 2014 nt
Organism: Humulus lupulus (European hop)
Lineage: Eukaryota; Viridiplantae; Streptophyta; Magnoliopsida; Rosales; Cannabaceae
Product: transcription termination factor MTERF9, chloroplastic-like
Exons: 1
Coding region: 449-1594 (381 amino acids)
Biological process (GO): chloroplast organization; regulation of DNA-templated transcription
Cellular component (GO): chloroplast
Molecular function (GO): double-stranded DNA binding
Source: RefSeq, a predicted model, not a curated record
CACACUCAGCACAGCAUAUCCGAGAUAUGUUUGGAUCUUCUUCGUAGACUCUCUGGUCAAUUAUGAGUAUUCUCACUCACACCACAUGGUGUCGUAAUCUCUGAGAACCUCUCUUAACGACAUUUUCUUCGGCUUCACUGAUUGCAGAUGCUGCUUCUUCUUCUUCUUCUUCUUCUUCUUCUUCUUCUUCUUCUUCACCUCUAACACAGUUGUCAAAAGUGAAAGCUUUUCAUAAAGCUUGGAGCUUGAAAGUUUUCAGUGAAACUAAGUCUAUGCCGAUACAGACAAUUCAAAGACGAGGAAACUUCGAUUUGAGAAAGACCCAUUUAUUCAUUUUGGAUGUUAAGCACUCGUAGUUGAAAAAGUUGGAAAAUUAUUGCGGUUAGCUUCAUAUAUACGAGUCUGCGACAUAGUGCUAACAAUUCUCAACAUUGUGAAAAGUUCUACUAUGAAAUCCGGGCUUGGUAUUUUCGUUAAUGUCCGUCGUGUUGUGCCGAAUUUUCCAAGUUUGUUUUCUAUUUCACAGAGAUGGAUGUUUGAAACACGUGUAUUCUGCUCGACCACGACCUGUUCGACGAAUUGUCAAGCUGAAGUAGAGAGUGUUAAAGAUGAAGGUGAAGACCAGUCAAAGGGGUCUGGAGAGGUUUUGAGGAGUUGGGGUUGUAAUGAAGAAGAUGUAUCGAAGAUAUUUAUACGAAGGCCUUCUUUAAAGAAUGCUGACCUUGUCCAACUUCAGUCCAAGCUCAGUCUAUUGAGUGGCUUGGGUAUCACUGCUUCUGAACUUGUGAAGAUCAUAAACUGUCGCCCUCGAUUUCUUAGUUGUCGUAUCAAUCGUUGCUUUGACGAACGACUUCAGUAUCUCAUGUCAUUGUUUGAGUCGAAUGAAGUUCUUAUCAAAGCCAUUGUUAGGAACCCUUCUUUGCUGACUUACGAUUUCCAGAACAAAAUCAAACCCACCGUAGCAUUGUACGAAGACAUGGGAUUGAGCAAAAAGGACUUGACUGCAAUGCUUCUACUCCGACCAACCUUAAUCCCGCGAACUUCAUUUAAUGACGAGAAGAUGGAAUACAUACACAAAACUGGGAUUUCCCACAAGUCCAAGAUGUACAAGUACAUUGUCACCCUCAUCGGUGUCUCUCGCCUUGAAACAAUUCGUAGUAAGAUUGCAAACCUUGAAAAAUUCGGGUUUAGCGAGGAAGAGGUUUUUAGGCUUUUGGGGCGGUCUCCUCUUUUGUUGACACUAUCAGUGGACAAAGUUCAGAGAAACAUGACAUUCAUUCUAGGCACAAUGAAGAUUCCAGCUGGAGUUGUCCUUGAUCAUCCAAACUUGUUGUAUUGUAACCUAGAAGCUGUAUUGAAACCGCGGUUUCUUCUUGCAGAGAAGAUGAAGGACAUGGCUUUGGAAUUGCAUAUCAAAGGAUCCGACAUGUUGAGGGCAUUAAGAAUGACAGAAAAGAGAUUUCUCAAGGCAUUUGUGAAUUGUCAGCCCAAGGAUGUUGCUGACGAGUUAAUUGAGUUUUACUUAAAUGCUAAAGAGAUUAAGCGUUUGGCAGUGACCUCAAAGAAGAACUGCAACCUGGGAUUUCCUUUCUGAAUGUGCUGUUUUCUUUUAGCUCAGGUAUUCUUUCUGUUUUGUUGAAUAUGUUGAAAAACAGUGAUGCUCAGUUUUCUGAAAAUUGAGUACAUUGUGCACAAAGAACAAGUUUUUAUAGCAGAGUUAAAAUUGAUCAAAAUAUUGAUUUUUUGCUUGAACCAAAUAAACUGACCAUGAUACAAAAUGGGAAAUUCUUAACAACUGGUUGUGAUAUUCGAAGCAUGCUUCAAAUGUUAGAGAAAUGUUUAGAGGUCUGGUCUUUUGAUAUAUAGCCUUUAAAAACUAUUAAUGAAAUUGUGUAUAAAUAACCACUAAACUUGACUAGUUGGAUUUAAGUGUAAGUAACAAAUUUGCAGCCUAAAUUUAUCAUGCCUACGGAUUUGAUUGUUGUAACUUUUUAUUUUUUCUAAAUCUAUUCAA